AGGAACUUUUCACAGACAUCAAACAGUUAAAACAGAUUCUAGAGAUGCGGUAAAGACCAGGAAAAAAUUAUGUGAAUCAUUUUCUUCUAAAUAAGGAGACCAGUGGAUUAAAUGUGUUUCUAGAUUGCUUGCUUCAAAUUUCUCAAAACGAGAUGAAUAAGAGGGAGAUAAGUACGUGUCAACAAACUUGGGCCUUAUUAUGCAAGAACUUCCUUAAAAAAUGGAGAAUGAAAAGAGAGUCCUUAAUGGAAUGGUUGAGCUCACUACUCCUAUUACUUUUUUUGUACCUAUAUCCUAAUAUUCAUGAAGUUAAUGAUUUUUCUUCACUUCCUACCAUGGACCUGGGACGGGUAGAUUCGUUUAGCGAAUCUACGUUUACGAUUGCAUACACGCCUUUCACCAAUACAACCCAACAGAUAAUGGAUAAAGUUGCCUCAACCUCCUUUAUGAAAGGUGAAGAAGUCUUGGGACUGUCUGAUGAAGAAAGUAUUAAAAAAUUAACAGCAAAUUAUCCUGGAGAAAUAGUAAGAGUCAUCUUUACUAAUACAUUCUCAUAUCAUUUGAAAUUCUCACUGGGACGCAGAAUUCCAACAAUGAAGGAACACGGAGACCAUACAGCUCACUGUUAUAAAAUAAACAACAGUGAUGUUGACUGCGGUGUUACAGAAUUCUGGAAGAAAGGUUUUGUGGCUCUUCAAGCUGCCAUCAAUGCUGCUAUUAUAGAAAUCACAACAAAUCACUCAGUGAUGGAGGAAUUAAUGUCAGUUACUGGGAAAAAUAUGAAGAUUCAUCCCUUCAUUAGUCAAGAAGGGUUAAUUACUGAUUUCUUCGUGUUCUUCUGCAUUAUUUCCUUUUCCCCAUUCAUUUACUAUGCAUCGAUUAAUGUUACAAGAGAGAGGAAAAGGAUGAAGGGCUUGAUGACAAUGAUGGGCCUUCAAAAUUCAGCGUUCUGGCUCUCUUGGGGUUUGCUCUAUGCUGGUUUCAUCUUCAUUACAGCCUUUUUCUUGGCACUUACUAUAAAAUCUGUCCAGUUUGUCAUUCUGACUGGCUUCACGGUGGUCUUCAUCCUCUUUCUCCUCUACGGAUUGUCUUUGAUAGCUUUGGCUUUUCUAAUGAGCGUCUUGAUAAAGAACUCUUUCCUCACUGGACUGGUCGUGUUCCUUCUCACCGUCUUUUGGGGGAGUCUGGGCUUCAUGGCAUUGUACAGGCAGCUUCCUGCAUCCUUGGAGUGGACUUUAAGUUUCCUUAGCCCCUUCGCCUUCAUGCUCGGAAUGGCCCAGCUUUUACAUGUGGACUAUGAUUUGAAUUCUAAUGCGUUUCCCAAUUCGUCAAACAACUCAAGAGAAAUAAUAGCAACGAAUUUGAUGUUGGCUUUUGAUAUUUUCCUCUAUCUGGCAUUGACGAUUUAUUUUGAAAAAAUUUUGCCGAAUGAAUACGGACAUCGCAAUUCACCCUUGUUUUUCCUGAAGACCUCAUUUUGGUCACGACAACGUAAGCCUGAUGAGGUGGCCUUUGAAGAUGAAAUGGAUGUCAAUCCUUCAUCUAAUGACUCCUUUGAACCAGUAUCUCCAGAAUUCCACGGGAAAGAAGCCAUCAGAAUCAGAAAUGUUACAAAAGAAUAUAAAGGAAAGCCUGAUAAAAUAGAAGCUUUGAAAGAUCUAGUAUUUGACAUAUAUGAAGGCCAAAUCACUGCAGUACUUGGUCACAGUGGAGCUGGAAAAUCAACACUCUUAAACAUUCUUAGUGGGUUGUCUGUUCCCACUAAAGGUUCAGUCACCAUGUACGAUAAUAAACUUUCAGAAAUGGCUGACCUAGAAAACAUCAGCAAGCUCACUGGAUUUUGCCCACAAUCCAAUGUACAAUUUGACUUCCUCACAGUGAGAGAAAAUCUCAGGCUGUUCGCUAAAAUAAAAGGGAUUCUGCCACAUGAAAUGGAUAAAGAGAUACAAAGAGUUUUGCUGGAAUUGGAAAUGAUUAAUAUUCAGGACAUCCUUGCUCAAAAUUUAAGUGGUGGACAGAAGAGAAAGCUCACCUUUGCGAUUGCCAUUUUAGGAGAUCCUCAGAUUUUCCUACUGGAUGAACCAACUGCUGGAUUGGAUCCUUUUUCAAGGCACCAAGUGUGGAACUUCCUGAAGGAGAGGAAAACAGACCAUGUGAUCCUGUUCAGUACCCAGUUCAUGGAUGAGGCUGACCUCCUGGCUGACAGGAAAGUGUUUCUCUCCAAGGGGAAGCUGAAGUGUGCAGGCUCUUCUCUGUUUCUGAAGAAGAAAUGGGGGAUCGGAUAUCACUUAAGUUUGCAAUUGAAUGACAUGUGCGUUCGAGAAAAAAUAACGUCACUUGUUAAACAGCACAUCCCUGAAGCCAAAUUAUCAGCAGAAAGUGAAGGAAAACUUGUCUAUACAUUGCCCUUAGAAAGAACAAAUAGAUUUCCAGAACUUUAUGAGGAUCUUGAUCGCUGUCCUGGCCUUGGCAUUGAGAAUUAUGGUGUUUCCAUGACAACUUUGAAUGAGGUGUUCCUCAAACUGGAAGGAAAAUCAACUAUUGAAGAACCAGAUAUUGCCACGUUGGGAGAAGUACAAGCAGAAAGAGCUGCAGACACAGAAAGGCUUGUGGAGAUGGAACAAAUUCUCUCUUCACUUAAUGAGACUACAGACAUAAUAGGCGGUAUGGCUCUGUGGAGACAGCAGAUCUGCACAAUUGCAAGGGUUCGCUUAUUAAAGUUAAAGCAUGAAAGAAAAGCUCUUUUAUCACUGCUAUUGAUUCUAGGAAUUGGAUUUUGCCCUGUGCUUUUGGAGUAUAUCAUCUUGAAAAUAUACCAAAGCAGUUACACGUGGGAACUUUCUCCUCAAUUAUACUUCCUUGCUCCUGGACAGCAGCCAUGCGAUCCUCUCACUCAAUUAUUAAUCAUCAAUAAAACAGGAGCAAGCAUUGAUGACUUUAUACAUUCUGUGGAGCAUCAGAACAUAGCUUUGGAAGUGGAUAUAUCAGGAACUAGAAAUGGCCUAGAUGAUCCAUCAUAUAAUGGAGCCAUCAUUGUGUCUGGUCAUGAAAAGAAUUACAGCUUUUCAUUAGCAUGCAAUACCAAAAGACUGAAUUGUUUCCCCGUUCUCAUGGAUAUUGUUAGCAAUGGGCUACUUGGAAUGGUUAAACCAUCAGCACAUAUCCAAACUGACAGGAGUACUUUUUUUGAGGAACAAAAUAACCCAUUUCAGUUCCUGUUCCCUGUCAUGUCCUGGUUGAUUCUGGCAUCCAGUUGUGCUCCUUAUAUUGCUAUGAGCAGCAUUGAUGAUUCUAAGAACAAAGCUUGGUCCCAGCUGCGAAUUUCGGGGCUCUUCCCUUCUGCUUACUGGUUUGGACAGGCGCUGGUGGAUGUCCCAAUGUACUGGUUGAUAUUCCUUUUUAUGUACUUAAUAGACUACAUUUUGAGCAUCCAAAUUUCUCUAUUGAAAAGUAUAAUUCAGAUUAUGCAGAUCCCAUGUGCUCUUGGUUAUGCCACAUCGCUUAUCUUCUUUACAUAUAUAAUUUCAUUCAUUUUUCGCAAGGGGAGAAAAAACAGUGGCGUUUGGUCUUUUUGCUUCUUUAUUAUCACCUUCUUCUCUUUGGCUAUGCUCCUGGUGGAUAACUACGAAUAUGCUUCGCUGUAUGUUGUCACCUUUUUAAUACCACACGCCACAUUACUUGGCUGUAUGCUCCUACCUUUUCGUCCAUUCCUUCAUUUUAUCAUCUUUGUUUUUAUUCUUCGAUGUCUGGAAUGGAAGUUUGGAAAGAAAUUGAUGAGAAAGGAUCCCGUCUUUAGAAUUUCUCCAAGGAGCAGCGAUGUAUGUAAAAAUCCAGAAGAGCCAGAAGGGGAGGAUGAAGAUGUUCAGGAAAAUGCCUUGAAUUCCACAAACUUUGAUGAGAAACCAGUCAUCAUUGCCAGCUGUUUACGCAAAGAGUAUAUAGGGAAGAGGAAACACUGCUUUUCCAAGAGGAAGAAGAAAACAGCCACAAGAAAUGUCUCUUUCUGUGUUAGAAAAGGCGAGGUUUUAGGAUUAUUAGGACACAAUGGAGCUGGUAAAAGUACAUCCAUUAAGAUGAUAAGUGGAGACACAAAACCAACUGCUGGACAGGUGCUUCUAAAAGGCAGCAGCGAGGGGGACGACCUGGGGUUUCUGGGGUACUGUCCUCAAGAGAACGCGCUGUGGCCCAACCUGACGGUGAGGGAACAUCUGGAGGUGUUCGCCGCCGUGAAAGGCCUGAGGAAAGCGGACGCCGCUGUCGCCAUCACACGGUUGGUGGGUGCGCUCCAGCUGCAGGACCAGCAGAAGCGGCCGGUGAAGGCCUUGUCGGAGGGAAUAAAGAGAAAGCUGUGCUUCGCGCUGAGCAUCCUGGGCAACCCGCCGGUGGUGCUGCUGGACGAGCCGUCCACCGGGAUGGACCCCGAGGGGCAGCAGCGGAUGUGGCAGGCGAUCCGGGCCACCUUUAAAAACACGGGGAGAGGCGCCCUCCUGACCACCCAUUACAUGUCAGAGGCUGAGGCCGUGUGUGACCGCGUGGCCAUCAUGGUGUCCGGAAGGCUGAGAUGUAUCGGCUCCAUCCAGCACCUGAAGAGCAAAUUUGGCAAGGUUUACCUGCUGGAGACGAAGGUGAAGACCCCCACACAAGUGGAACCCCUCCACAGCGAAAUUCUGAGGCUUUUCCCCCAGGCUGCUCGGCAGGAAAGGUACUCGUCUCUGAUGGUCUACAAGUUGCCGGUGGAAGAUGUACGACCUUUAGCCCAAGCUUUCUUCAAACUAGAGACUGUUAAACAGAGCUACGACCUGGAGGAGUACAGCCUAUCGCAGUCCACUCUGGAGCAGGUUUUCUUGGAGCUCUCCAAGGAGCAGGAGCUGGAGAAUUUUGAUGAUGAACUUGACCCCUCGGUGAAAUGGAAGCUGCUCCCGCAGGAAGAGCCUUGAGGCUCCAGAUACCCUGUGUUUCCAUUCGAGCCUUUGGUUGAUUUUUAAGACAUUUAUUUUUAUAGCAUCAAUGUAUAUUUUUAGAAAUCAUAUUAUAAACACUGACAUAUUUUUUUCAUGUGGUAGAGAGGAGGAGUGAGUGCUGGGCCAACGCAGUGACCACAUGGACAGAGACACUUAACUAAGCCCACCUACCUGCCAGUCACGGCAUCUGUA
This is a messenger RNA of Pteropus alecto (black flying fox), 5153 nucleotides long. RefSeq names its product ATP binding cassette subfamily A member 8 (gene ABCA8). The transcript is spliced from 38 exons. Gene Ontology annotation, biological process: transmembrane transport; lipid transport. The record is from RefSeq and is a predicted model, not a curated record. Gene Ontology annotation, cellular component: intracellular membrane-bounded organelle; mitochondrial inner membrane. Bases 153 to 4937 code for a protein of 1594 amino acids. Lineage: Eukaryota; Metazoa; Chordata; Mammalia; Chiroptera; Pteropodidae. Gene Ontology annotation, molecular function: ATP binding; ATP hydrolysis activity; lipid carrier activity.